CUUUAAUUGCACUGUUUACACCUUAUUGCUUCCACCUUUUCUCUUUGAAGUCUAAAUAUUCAGAGUGCGAGAAAGUGUACAUAAAACAAGAGGGCUAAAAUACAGCUGCCAAAGAAGAGCGUCAGUCCCUAACCUAUCAUAACCUAUAAUAACUUGCAGAAGGGAAAUCCAAACAUGUCACGUCGCGAUACUAAUAACGACAGCAUGAAUAAUUUGCUAAACGAGAAAAGCAUCGAUCUGGAAAACUGUAGGAAAUUAGUUAAAUCAUACAUUGACAUGCACCUUUAUAGCGCUGCUUUGUUUUGGGCUGAUAAAGUAUUGUCUCUGAGCAACGAAGAUCCAAAGGAUGUGUGUACUUUGGCACAUUGCAUGUAUCUCAUGAAACAGUAUCAUCGUGCUGCACACCUCAUAAGGAGGCAUGGUUUAGAAAAGACUGAUGUAAUGUGUUACUAUUUAACUGCGAGGAGUUUACUAGAAGCUAAGGAAUAUAAUGAGGCGCUUCAAGUCAUUAGUGAGUCUGAAAUAUAUACAAACAUGACACAAUCAGGUAUUACUUUUACUGAUCGUACGGAUAUUCUUCAGGAUGCCCCGAAAAAUGUCCAAAGUGCAAUAUUAUAUGUGAAAGGGAGAAUAUAUGAAGCCAUGGAUAACAGAGCAGUAGCAACAGAAUUUUAUAAGCAGGCUUUGCAGUGUGAUGUCUACUCGUAUCAAGCGUUUGAAGCUUUGGUGCAGAAUCAGAUGCUCUCGGCUACUGAAGAGAGGGAACUUCUGGAAUCUUUACCUUUUGCUGAACAAUGUACUGAGGGUGAGGCAGAACUCUUGCGACUGCUGUAUGAGAGUAAACUAAAGAAGUAUCAGGAGCCAAACAAAAAGCAGUCGUUAAUUACAUGUAACGUAAUGGGAAUUUGCAUCACUGAUAGAUUAUCGGAUAAUCUGGACAUGGAAGUCACAAAGGCUGAAAGAUUGUAUUACAACUGUGAAUAUCAUCAAUGUUUCGCACUGACAGAGAAAAUCUUAAGGAAAGAUCCAUAUCACAAUUCCUGCCUGCCGGUACACAUUGCCUGUUUAGUCGAACUGAAGAAGACUAAUGCUUUAUUUUAUUUGGCGCACAAAUUAGUUGACUUAUACCCGGAAAUGGCAUUGGCGUGGUUUGCAGUUGGAUGCUAUUAUUAUAGUAUAGAUAAAAGUGACCAAGCAAGAAGAUAUCUGGCAAAGGCCACGGCGUUGGACAGGCUGUUUGGUCCCGCUUGGUUGGCAUAUGGACAUUCGUUUGCGGUAGAAAACGAACACGAUCAAGCGAUGGCCGCUUAUUUCAAGGCAUCGCAACUGAUGAAAGGCUGCCAUCUGCCACUUUUAUACAUCGGAUUAGAAUGCGGUUUGACGAAUAAUAUAAAACUGGCCGACAAGUUUUUUCAGCAAGCCCAAGGAAUAGCACCCAAUGAUCCGUUCGUCAUACAUGAGAUGGGUGUUAUAUGUUUUUACAAUUUAGAUUACAAGAACGCGGAACGAUUAUUUAAGGAAGCAAUGAAGAGAAUCCAAGGCGAUCCCAAAGACGUGCUUCUGCCUAGUAAGUGGGAAGCUCUGUUGAAUAAUUUAGGCCACACAUGUAGAAAGAUGAAGAAAUACGACGAGGCGUUGGGAUAUCAUCAACAAGCAUUAGUUCUGGACCCUCUGAACCCGUCGACUUACUCGGCAAUUGGAUAUAUUCACGCGCUAACGGGUAACACCCAAGAGGCAGUGGAUGCUUUCCACCGAGCACUCGGUCUUAGGAGGGACGACACGUUCACCACGACCAUGUUGGGCUACGUGAUGGAACAACUGAUCGACGAGACGCCACCGUAUCCAGACGCACCUACGGAAGUACCAAAGUACAAACAGUCUCCAAACAGCGAGAUCAGACUGUCUGUGGAGAACAGCAGUAAUGUAAGCACGUCCGACGACCCGAAUAUCGACAAACUAAGAGUAAAUCUAUUCUCUGGAUGGGGAGAGAAUUCCAGCAAAGGGGAAAAUAAUCCGUCCGACAAGCUGGAACGUUCGCAACACGUCUCCCUGGUUAAUUACUCGACCAGCGACACUUCCGAGGUCGAAAUGUUAGACUCGUCGACCGCGCAUAUAGAGUAUAAUUAAACCUACUUUUUUCUUAUAUAUAGUGUGUUCAUUCGUCAUAAGGCAAGAAUAAUUUAAGCUUCAUUUCAAACAUACUUAUUUCCGGAGCGGAAUCGUCGGAGUGUAAAUAGUGUACAUACGUCUUGUACAUAUUCUAAUUUUGAUACACCUUGCACAUAAAACGACGAACUUCUUACUACAAGAUCGUUUGCACUAUGCGAUAAGUCAUCAACUUGUAGCGAAUCUGUAGCUUGGGAAAUAAAAAAAUGUUCAUUAUCUAAUCCGUUGACAGCCAGAUACUUUCCUUCUCAUAUUGAGAAAGAUGAAAAUCAUCCAACAGGUUGAAGAAAAUGCAUUGUUCGUACUAUUAGAGCGAAAAAAUGCGAACGAACAAAAGACCUAGAUUCGAAAGCAAGUAACGUCGG
Messenger RNA from Dinoponera quadriceps, 2531 nucleotides. It is a transcript of the gene Cdc16, whose product is annotated as cell division cycle protein 16 homolog. Bases 175 to 2127 code for a protein of 650 amino acids. NCBI's taxonomy places the organism in Eukaryota, Metazoa, Arthropoda, Insecta, Hymenoptera, Formicidae. Gene Ontology annotation, biological process: cell division. Gene Ontology annotation, molecular function: protein binding. The record is from RefSeq and is a predicted model, not a curated record. The transcript is spliced from 11 exons.